This is a messenger RNA of Megalops cyprinoides (Indo-Pacific tarpon), 858 nucleotides long. RefSeq names its product erythrocyte band 7 integral membrane protein-like. Gene Ontology annotation, cellular component: plasma membrane. The record is from RefSeq and is a predicted model, not a curated record. NCBI's taxonomy places the organism in Eukaryota, Metazoa, Chordata, Actinopteri, Elopiformes, Megalopidae. Bases 1 to 858 code for a protein of 285 amino acids. The transcript has 7 exons.
AUGUCCAGUGCUAAUAAAACAGACCGUCAGACGGCCCUGGAGAACCCAGACAUUACUGGCGGGGCGUGCGAAUGGAUUCUGGUCAUCCUCUCCUCCCUGCUGAUCAUCAUCACACUGCCCGUUUCCAUCUGGUUGUGCAUCAAGACUGUCAAGGAGUAUGAGAGGGCCAUCAUAUUUCGGCUUGGGCGGAUUCUGCGGGGAGGAGCUAGAGGACCAGGCCUGUUCUUUGUCCUUCCCUGCACUGACAGCGUUAUCAAUGUCGACAUGCGCACCAUCACCUUUGACAUCCCACCACAGGAGGUGCUGACGAAGGACUCAGUCACAGUUAGCGUAGAUGGGGUGGUGUACUACCGGGUGCAGAACCCCAUUCUGGCGGUCGCCAACAUCACCAACGCUGAUGGAGCCACGCGACUGCUGGCCGGCACCACCCUCCGCAACGUGCUGGGAACCAAAAACCUGUCGGAGCUCCUUUCGGACCGUGAGGAGAUCGCCAAGAGCAUGGAGUCCACCUUGGAUGAAGCCUCGGAUGAUUGGGGUAUCAAGGUGGAGCGGGUGGAAAUCAAGGAUGUAAAGCUUCCCCUGCAGCUUCAGAAAGCCAUGGCAGCCGAGGCAGAGGCCACACGCGAGGCACGAGCAAAGGUGAUAACAGCCUAUGGUGAGAUGAACGCCUCCCGGGCCCUGAAGGAGGCCUCCAGGGAGAUCUCUCAGUCACCUUCCGCCCUGCAGCUACGCUACCUGCAGACCCUCAAUACCAUCGCCGCAGAGAAGAACUCCACCAUCAUCUUCCCCCUGCCCAUCGACUUGAUGCAGGGCUUCAUGAGGACUUCAGCCUCCUCAAGCCCUGAGGUUAUUGAAUGA